Messenger RNA from Chondrus crispus (carragheen), 189 nucleotides. RefSeq lists its product as hypothetical. The record is from RefSeq and is a predicted model, not a curated record. The transcript has a single exon. Lineage: Eukaryota; Rhodophyta; Florideophyceae; Gigartinales; Gigartinaceae. The coding region runs from base 1 to 189 and encodes 62 amino acids.
AUGAGUUCGGCGAAUGCACGAUUUUGUGAGGGGGUUUUGGCAGCAGAAGCGGAAACUUCAUGGAGUGAGGGCCAUGGAGGGAAACACGGACCGAAAGCACACUAUAAAAGACAAAUGCAAUAUGCGCGUGACGGGGAGGAAACCUCACACAGUGAGGAUAGUGGUGGAGAGGUGCAAGGGGCAGUCUAA